AGUCAGCUGACCUCGAAAGAAAAAGUUUUUCGUUGCGUACAUAAAUUUCAUUGUCUAAAUAGAUAAAAAUUUUCAUUUUUUAACUAAAAAAAUUAAUUAAGCAUAAGUUCAAGAAAAGAAAUAUUAUGUCGGGCAAAGAUAGAUUACCAAUAUUCCCAUCGCGAGGUGCUCAAAUGUUGAUGAAAUCCCGUUUAGCUGGAGCACAAAAGGGUCAUGGUUUACUUAAGAAAAAAGCGGACGCCCUACAAAUGCGUUUUCGUAUGAUUUUGGGUAAAAUCAUAGAGACUAAGACCUUGAUGGGCGAAGUAAUGAAAGAAGCUGCCUUCUCUUUGGCGGAAGCAAAGUUCACUACAGGCGAUUUUAAUCAGGUAGUCUUGCAAAAUGUGACUAAAGCUCAAAUAAAAAUACGCACAAAAAAGGAUAAUGUAGCCGGCGUGACAUUGCCCGUCUUUGAGUCUUAUCAAGAUGGCGCCGACACCUAUGAAUUGGCUGGCUUAGCCAGAGGUGGGCAACAGUUGGCCAAAUUAAAAAAGAAUUAUCAAAGUGCCGUUAAACUGCUAGUCGAGUUGGCUUCACUGCAAACCUCAUUCGUUACAUUGGAUGAGGUUAUAAAAAUAACCAACAGAAGAGUUAAUGCUAUAGAACACGUUAUUAUACCUCGUAUUGAUCGUACAUUGGCUUAUAUAAUAUCUGAGUUGGAUGAGUUGGAACGUGAAGAGUUCUAUCGUUUGAAAAAGAUUCAGGAUAAAAAGCGUCAGGCACGUGCCAAAGCUGAUGAACAUAAAGCUGAACUACUUAAGAAGGGAAUUGACGUACGCGAAACAGUUAACAUCUUGGAUGAGGGAGAUGACGAUGUACUCUUUUAAGUGUAAAAGUGUACAAGUCUUGAUGUGCAAUUGUUAAAUAAUACAUAAAAAAAAAA
Messenger RNA from Glossina fuscipes, 922 nucleotides. RefSeq names its product V-type proton ATPase subunit D 1. Gene Ontology annotation, cellular component: proton-transporting V-type ATPase complex. The transcript is spliced from 4 exons. The record is from RefSeq and is a predicted model, not a curated record. The coding region runs from base 126 to 866 and encodes 246 amino acids. Gene Ontology annotation, molecular function: proton-transporting ATPase activity, rotational mechanism. Lineage: Eukaryota; Metazoa; Arthropoda; Insecta; Diptera; Glossinidae.